This is a messenger RNA of Triticum aestivum (bread wheat), 2973 nucleotides long. RefSeq lists its product as uncharacterized. Lineage: Eukaryota; Viridiplantae; Streptophyta; Magnoliopsida; Poales; Poaceae. Gene Ontology annotation, molecular function: protein binding. The record is from RefSeq and is a predicted model, not a curated record. The transcript is spliced from 5 exons. Bases 1031 to 2593 code for a protein of 520 amino acids.
CAAGGCCGCAGCAGGAGAAGGAGGCACAGUACGAGCAUCUGCCAUGGCAGGAUCCAGUCCUGCACCUGGAGGACGACUUCUUAUAACAGCAUCCGUAGCAGAAAACUUUCCCAUGGCCAUCAGACUCGGGACCCCAAUCGAUCAGGGUUGACAAAGACAGAUGGAUCUGGAUGGAAUAAGGAAUCAGCUGAGACACCCUAGAAGAAACCUGGCAUCCAGUUCAUAACGCGCAACGGGCACUCUUCUUCUACCGCAACAAUCCAAGAAAAAGCCCCAACAAAGACAGAUCUACAAGAUUCCAAUCUGAAGAUCUAGGGGAUGGAGGGUGGGAGAAGACGCGAGAGGAGGCUAAUCCGCGGAGGAAGGAGGGAACAGGAAACCGAACACGACGGCCGAAAUCACCGGCGAUGAGAAAAGCGGCGGCAACACAAGGUAGCGAAGGAGAGUUAUCUUCAAAUUGAGGAAUCAAGAAGUCGUGUGGGAGACUGGAAAAUAGACGAUAGAGACGAACAGAUUAAGCGCGAGGGGAUAGAAGUGGAGAAGAAAGAAAGGGGAUCAAAUCUGGGAAGAAAUUGGAAGGGAAGAAUCAGAAUUCAGGGACAGAGAUACGGCAUGAAGCCAGUCGCUUGCUAACCACUUCAAUGUGGGACAGGCCGCUCGCGCCCCUCUCCUCGUACAGCUCCGGGAUCUCCACGCCGACGAGGCCGACGCUGACGAUUUGCUCCCUGCGGGCCUCACGGUAGCGCUCGUGGCCUCGCCAGUCGUCUGUCGCCGUCGCGCACGCCCGCAUCCCCUCCGUCCCUCCUCUUACCCCGUCGCGCGCACACGAGCCGCGCCGCCUCCAAGGGGGUCGUCCGCCUGCCCGUUGGCCCUGUCGUCUACCCCGCGUUCCCGUGCGUGGAGCCGGUGCUCUUGCUUCCACACCCCUCGCUGCCCUCCUCACCCUCGCCGUCAGGUCUCAAUCCCCGGCCGAAUCAAAGGCGGCCCACUCAAGAUUUGACAAGUGGACGCAGAGAUAGCAGGGGAGCCAAUGCCUUGUUUAGUUGAUACACGAUCCAAGAUAAGCCUUGGAGUUGGAGAUGAAUUGGUUACUUCAGUGCCAGAUAAAAAGGACUCACUCUGCCAACAAGAUGAUCAGUCACAGGGUGAUGAUACGCCGACAUCUUCAGGGCCGGAUCUACCCGAGGAUAUCUGGUGCCUUGUACAUUCCCUAAUGCCAUUGUGUGAUUCUGCCCACUCUGCCUGUGUCUCUCGCACAUUUCUACGUUCUUGGAGAUGCCACCCCAAGCUUAUCUUCACUGAGGAAACACUAGGCUUGAAACGGACGGAAGCAAGGGAUUUCACUAGCAGAGUUAAUCAAAUUCUGAAAAAUCACUCAGACACCAGUGUGAAGAUACUUGAGUUUGUAUUUGAUGAUUGUAACAAUGUCAACACAUGUCAUCUAAAUAGUUGGCUCCAGAAAGCUGUCACGCCAGGGAUUGAAAAAAUCACCCUUUUUCUGCCUUGGCGAUAUAGGGAAGAGUACAACUUCCCGUGCUCAAUUUUACUUGAUGGGCGUGGAAACUCAAUUUGUUAUCUUGACCUCACCAAUUGUGCCUUCCAUCCCAUGGUUGGAUUUGAUUGCUUGAGAAGCCUGACAAAGCUGCGUCUCUAUGGAGUUUGUAUCACGGGGGAUGAGUUGGGGCAUCUUAUUUCCAAUUGUUUUGCUUUGGAGGAGUUGCAAGUCUGGUGUUGCAUGGAGCUAAUCUGCUUGACGAUACCAUUCUGGCUGCAGCGGCUUAGUUGUUUGACUGUGUCAGAGUGCAAUAUGCUGCGAGUGAUAGAGAGCACAGCUCCAAACUUCACCACUUUAGACUUCUUUGGUGAACCAGUACAACUCGUGCUUAGAGAAUCAUCAAAGGUCAAACACUUGAAGGUGGGGUAUUCAUAUAAGCCCAAUGCUGUAAGUUAUGCUAUCACUAAGCUACCUUCUAUUGCGCCACAUCUUCAGACUCUUGCUAUAUACUCGUCUUCUGAGACGGUUAAUACCCCAAUGGUAGCUGACAAAUUCCUUGACAUAAAGCACUUGAAUAUUCACCUUGGUGAGGAUGAUGAUGAUGCUGUUACCCCGACCUAUGAUUAUUUAUCCUUGGCUUCGUUUCUGGAUGCUUGUCCUGUCCUGGAGAGUUUCACCUUAAGUGUAGAUCAGAGUGAUAUGCAGCAUGAGUCGGUUUUUGGAGAUCCCUCCUUAUUUUUGAGGCAGAUUCUUCAACACGAGCAUGAGAGGCUCAAGAAGGUGCAGAUCAUUGGCUUUUGCUCUGCAAAGAGCAUGGUGGAGCUAACAUGUGAUAUUCUCAAGAAUGCAACAUCACUUGAGAGCCUCACACUGGACUGUAUAUUUGGUGCCGGUACGGGGGCGAUUAGUGAUUCUGUUAGGUGUGGUCCCUCAAAAUCCGGUAAAUGCUGGAUCAGAAGCCGAGCUAUGAUCUUGGAAGCACAUAAAGCAGUUGGUGCCAUCAAAAGAUACAUCCUGGAGAGAGUUCCCCCUGCAGUCAAGUUAAAUGUUGGGGGGCCCUGUAGCCGGUGCCAAGCUAUGAAUGUGAUGCUACCGUAAUUAUCCAAUGUUUAGAUUUGCAAUGUUGUAGAUGUCAUUGUCAUUGUUUAGUGUUAUAGCUAGUAUAUGCAACGCCCGAAUGUGUUGUCAGAAUUUUUCUAUGCUAUGCACCUUAUUGGCGUCUUUUAACACUGCAAGUUGAUUGUUACUCCACCUUGAUUAGAGCUAAGGCUAGCUAUGCAAAUACAUUUUGGUCUGUUUGGUUCCAAAGUAUUCUUAAGUAUUCGAAGAAUACCAAAGUAUCUUGAAAAACUAUAUGAUACAUAAUAAGUGUCGUAAUUUGGGACUAAGGUUGAACUAACCUGAAUUGAAAAUUGCCACACUUAUUUGGAUCAGAGGGAGUACCUGUUUGGAAGCAAUGAUAACACCAGUUUUUCGAA